Molecule: messenger RNA, 2768 nt
Organism: Fundulus heteroclitus (mummichog)
Lineage: Eukaryota; Metazoa; Chordata; Actinopteri; Cyprinodontiformes; Fundulidae
Gene: rbm25b
Product: RNA binding motif protein 25b
Exons: 17
Coding region: 155-2605 (816 amino acids)
Biological process (GO): mRNA processing; regulation of alternative mRNA splicing, via spliceosome
Cellular component (GO): spliceosomal complex
Molecular function (GO): mRNA binding
Source: RefSeq, a predicted model, not a curated record
CGCUUGCGCGCAAGUGUUUUUGAAGGCCGCGGCUAGCUACAGGGCUAAUCUAGCGUCCCAAACGUUAGCCACAUUUUCACUUUAAUUAAACUCUGUAUAGUGGGUUUCAUCUAACUGUGCGCCACUUGGUUGUGUGGUUACAUCCACAUUCAGAAUGUCCUUCCCCCCUCAUUUGAACCGGCCGCUGUUGCCCCCUCCUGGGAUACCUCAUCAGUAUGCUGGCUUCCCCACAGGAGCUCCAAUGAUCCCAGUUCACAUGGGCAUCAUGGCCCCGGGCCCUGCGGUCAUGGUUCCUUCUGUCCCUGUGGUCAGUAAGCCUCCUGUUCCAAAGAGAGACCUUUCUGCUUUGCGAGCCAAGGAUGACGAGAGCAGCGGGCCAACCACCACAGUGUUUGUAGGGAACAUAUCGGAGAAAGCUUCAGACAUGCUCAUUAGACAGUUGCUGGCGAAAUGUGGUAUUGUUUUGAGCUGGAAAAGAGUUCAAGGAGCUUCUGGGAAGCUUCAAGCGUUUGGUUUUUGCGAAUACAAGGAGCCGGAGUCCACCUUGCGAGCUCUGCGGCUGCUUCAUGACCUGCAGAUAGGAGACAAAAACCUGCUGGUGAAGGUGGACGCAAAGACCAAAGCUCAGCUGGAUGAGUGGAAGGCCAAGAAGAAGACAGCAAACGGGCAGAAUAAUAAGGCAGAAGACGGAGUAGCUGAGGAGGAGGAGGUCCUUGAUGAGGAGACGAAGAGGAGAGAUCAGGUUGUGAAGGACGCCAUCGAUGGGUUGAUGCGGGAGUAUGCAGUAGAGCUCAAUGCGCCUUCUCAGGAUGACGACGCCAACAGACGAAAGAGAAAAAAGGAAAAGAAAGAAGAGGAUGACAUCAACACUAUUGACAUCGAGGAGGACAAGCGGGACCUGAUUUCCAGAGAGAUUAGUAAAUUUCGUGACACUCACAAGAAACUAGAAGAGGAGAAAGACAAGCGGGAGAAGGAGCGGCUGGAGUUCGAGCGCGAGAGGAGGGAGCGCGAAAAAGAGCGCGAGCGGGAAAGAGAGCGGCGGGACCGCGAAAGGGAGAAGGAACGCGAGCGGGAAAGGAAGAGGGAGCGGGACCUGGAGCGGGAGAGAGACCGGGACCGAGACAAAGAACGGGACCGCAGGACCAGGGAGACGGAGCGAGAGAGAGAGCGAGACUGGGAGAGAGACAGGAGCGCCGAGCGCAGCCGAUCCAGGGAACAGAGCCGAGACCGAGAAAGAGAGCGGGACAAGAAGCGGGACCAAGAAGAUGAAGAAGAUGCGUAUGAGCGCAGGAAGCUGGAGCGAAAACUCAGGGAUAAGGAGGCGGCCUAUCAGGAGCGCCUCAAAAACUGGGAGCUGAGGGAGCGGAAAAGGGCCCGGGAUUACGCCAAGGAGGCGGAGCGGGACGACGAGCGCAGACGAGAAACGGUAAAAGAAGGCAAACGACUGAAGGAGUUUCUGGAGGACUAUGACGACGACAGAGACGAUCCCAAGUAUUACAGGGGCAGUGCGCUGCAGAAGCGUCUCCGAGACCGAGAGAAGGAGAUGGAGGUGGACGAGCGCGACAGGAAGAGGGAGAAGGAGGAGCUGGAGGAGAUCAGACAGAGGCUGCUAGACGAGGGACACCCAGACCCAGACGCAGAGCUACGCAGGAUGGAGGAGGAGGAGGAGGAGCGUCUGAGGCAGCCGCCCGUCAUCCCGGAGCCGGAACCCGAGGUGCAACACGAGCGCCACCGAGGUUCCAGAGACCACAGAGAGCGCCGACAGGAGCCGGAGCCCAAGGCCAAACCCGCCCCGCGGCCUCACCACUCCGACGAGGAGGUGGAGGAGGGCGAGGAGGAAGAUUACGCCAACGACGAGGAUGCCGUCGAGGCAAAACCGCCGUCGAAGCCCAUGAUGCGGCCCAUCACCGCCGCCCCCUCGGUGUCGUCGGCCAGCGGCAACGUGUCCCCCAACACCCCCGGAGAGGAGUCGCCCUGCGGCAUCAUCAUCCCGCACGAAAACUCGCCGCCUGACGCUCUGCCGCAGGAGGAGAACCGGCCCAAGAUCGGCCUCAGCCUCAAACUGGCAGGUGCUACGGGGAGCCCCAGCCAGCCCAACGCAGGCAAGAGGAAGAAGCUCCCCGUGGACAGCGUCUUCAACAAGUUCGACGACGAGGAGGCCGACGAGGCGCCGCGGAAACGCAAGCUGGUGCCCCUGGAUUACGACGACGACAAGAGCCUGGGCGUGGACGGCGCCGGGCUGUCCAGCAUCAAGGGAGCCAACACCGAGGAGAAACGCAAACACAUCAAGACCCUCAUCGAGAAGAUUCCCACGGCUAAACCGGAGCUGUUCUCCUACCCUCUGGACUGGGCCAUGGUCGACACGACGUUGAUGGAGCGACGCGUUCGACCCUGGAUCAAUAAAAAAAUCAUCGAGUACAUCGGCGAGGAGGAGGCGACGUUAGUGGACUUCGUUUGCUCAAAGGUGAUGGCUCACAGUAUGCCCCAGAGUAUCCUGGAUGAUGUUGCCAUGGUACUGGAUGAAGAAGCCGAGGUCUUCAUCGUCAAGAUGUGGCGGCUGCUCAUUUAUGAAACCGAAGCAAAGAAAAUCGGACUGGCGAAAUAAGCGGAACCACUGAAUGAAGAUAUCCAGACGCCCCCUCUAUAAAAAAACUGUUUAUACAAAGUGUCGUGAAAUAGUCACCCACAACAGACUGUAACAUUGAUUUUCCUAUAAAACAGACUCAGGCUCCAUGCACCUCCCCUCCGUUUGCAGGUGCAUUUAUAAA